This is a messenger RNA of Adineta ricciae, 1134 nucleotides long. The record is from the annotation of a GenBank genome assembly. Lineage: Eukaryota; Metazoa; Rotifera; Eurotatoria; Adinetida; Adinetidae.
AUGAUCAUACGACUUUCCAAUUGUGAACAUAAUCUUCUCUCAUCAAAAUGGAACAAAUCUCUACUUUUUAUUAUUUUCCUAUCAUUGAUUGUCAUCGUUUUAAUCACAUACUAUAUUAGUUCGUCUCAUACAAAGAAAGACUUUGUACCACCUAUUACAGAUAUUUUACCGAAAAAUCGCACAUUGUUACAAAUGCAAAGUUCCGAAUGCAUCGUUAAUGUUGAGAAACGUGACGGUCGACUUGGUAACCGAAUGUUUAUAGUCGCAACUGCCUAUGGGCUUGCACGUCUUCAUUCUUGUCGAUUGCAUAUAACAUUAGAUAUCCUCAAUGAAUUAAAAUCAGUGUUUAUUCUUGAUCUUUCUUCUUUACUUAUUUCGACAUCGACUUACAUCUCUAUGCGAGAUAAUAUUUCAAGACCAAUGCAUUACUUUAGUAAAGAAGUUCAAUGUGACUAUGUUUUUGAAUUAAUCCGACCAAAUGGUAUCCCGUUUGGAUCUAUAUUUGAACCCAUUGGUUAUUGGCAAUCAUAUUUACAUUUCGUUAGAUAUGGUGAUGAGCUUCGCAAACAUGUUUUUGCCGCAUCACAAACAACACUUGAGAAAGUUUCGAAGGUUUUUGUCGAAAUAUAUUAUGAAAUAACCGGCAUGAGACGUCAGUUUUCCAUAGAAAAUCAUCAGAUAUUCAAAAAACAAUUAGCUGAAGAUAAUCAAAUAACAUGGAUUGGAAUUCAUGUUCGUCGAGGAGAUUUUAUUUCUCUCAAUUUUACGUCAUCACCUAAGUAUUUAAUUGAUGCUAUUCAGUAUUAUAUGAUACGAUAUCCUAAUGCUCAUUUCAUAGUUGCAAGUGAUGAUAAAGCAUAUUGUAAAGAUCUUUUCCGUGAACAAUCCCAUGUUUUUAUUACACCAACUACAUUUUCAUUCGGUGAUGAUUUAAUAACUUUGUCACUUUGUCAACAUUCGAUUGUUACUGCCGGUACAUUUGGUUGGUGGACAGGCUAUCUUGCUAAUGGAGAAGUUAUUCAUGAUAAUGUUUACAUCUCUGGAUGCGAAAAGCGAGCUUAUUAUUACCCACCAUGGUAUUUAAUUAAUGGACAUGUACGCGGAUCUAGAAGAAUGCAAUUUAUUCCAGAAUAA